AGAAAGUGAGUGAGAGAGAGAGAUAAGAGCACCAAAAAGAAGAGCUUUGUGUCUCAGAGAGACAAAGAAAGGGAGGUUUCUGGUGUUCUCCUCGGUGUUGUCUUUUCCAUCUCUCUCUCUCUCUCUCUCUCUCGUCUUGAGCCCUUCUUAACUACCAUCAAAAUGGCUUUUUUGAUUCUCUCUUGAAUCUCUCCCUGGUGCGGUGGGGAAGUGGGGGGAUUAUUUAGCAAGAUAAGGUCUGUGACUUCGUCUGCUGGAAAAAAAAUUGGAUUUUGAGAAGGAUGUUAGAUUGAUAGCUGUUGUCUUUGUUUGGAUCUUUACUGAGUUCUUGAGGAAAGUUGUGUUUUUUAUUUAUUUUUUCCUUAGAUUUUUGGGCUGAGAUUGGGAUUUCUUGUGUUUGAGUGGGGUAUUGUUGAUGAGGAAUGGUAGGUUUUUGUUUGGCAAGAGGAGAUUUUGAUAAGUUUAUGGAGGUCUUUGGGUGGUGAGAAGGGCCUUUUCGCAGUUGGUUAUUGGGUCGGCCGAAGUUUUCGGUAGAGUUUUGAGGAUUUCUGGGUUUGUGGAGUGCUGGAUUUGAGUGAUUAGGAGCUGGGUUUCUAGGGUUUGGAGGCAUUGUUCUGAGUUACAGGGCUUUGUUGAAGGGAAAAUCGUAAAAGGAGCUUGAAAACAUGUGGCUUUUCUCCCAUUCUGCUCAAUCGAAGAGGAGAGAGGAUUUCAUCCAAUGGAUUAACCUACUGGUGAAGAACAUGAGGUGCUGAUUUUCCCCGUCUAAAGCAUUCUCUGAGACUUGGUGUGAUAAUUGUUGACAAUUGUGAUCAUGUUUGGAGAUUCGGUGAGGGAAUCAAUGGUGAAGGACAGUGAUAAGUGUCUUGACUCUCAGCUCUGGCAUGCCUGCGCUGGAGGUAUGGUCCAGAUGCCAUCAGUGAACUCCAAGGUCUACUACUUCCCCCAGGGCCAUGCUGAGCAUGCCCAAGGCAACACUGACUUCGGGAGCUCCUCCCGCAUCCCGGCGUUCAUCUUUUGCCGGGUGGCUGCUGUGAAGUUCAUGGCUGACCCAGAGACUGAUGAAGUCUUUGCCAAGAUCCGGCUUGUUCCUGUUCGGGCCAAUGAGCCUGACUUUGGGGAAGAUGAUGGAUUGGCCCUUGGAAACCAUGGUACUACUGAAUUGCCUGAGAAGCCUGCUUCCUUUGCUAAGACACUGACCCAAUCAGACGCGAACAAUGGUGGAGGAUUCUCUGUGCCAAGGUACUGUGCGGAGACCAUCUUUCCAAGACUGGAUUACUCGGCUGAUCCACCAGUCCAAACCGUGCUUGCUAAGGAUGUGCAUGGAGAAGUUUGGAAGUUCAGGCAUAUAUAUAGAGGAACUCCCCGCAGGCAUUUGCUCACCACGGGAUGGAGCACUUUUGUGAACCAGAAGAAGCUUGUAGCUGGGGAUUCCAUUGUGUUCCUUAGAACAGAGAAUGGUGAUCUUUGUGUUGGGAUCAGAAGGGCAAAAAGAGGGAUGGGAGGUGGGCCAGAACCCCCCUCAGGCUGGAACCCUCCAUCGGGGAACUGUGUGUCCUCUUAUGGGGCAUUCUCUUCCUUUUUUAGAGAAGAAGAGGGGAAGUUCAUGAGAGGUAAUAGCAAUGGAGGUGUAACAAAUAUGAACGGGAAUUUGAGGAGCAGAGGAAGGGUAACAGCAGAGUCCGUUGUGGAGGCAGCAAACCUUGCUGCUAGUGGGCAGCCUUUUGAGGUUGUCUACUACCCAAGGGCCAGCACACCAGAGUUCUGUGUCAAAGCAGCGUCUGUAAGGGCUGCAAUGAGGAUCCAGUGGUCUUCUGGCAUGAGGUUUAAGAUGGCUUUUGAGACUGAGGACUCCUCGAGAAUCAGUUGGUUCAUGGGUACCAUAUCAUCUGUUCAUGUUGCUGAUCCCAUAAGAUGGCCUAAUUCACCUUGGAGGCUUCUCCAGGUCACUUGGGAUGAACCAGAUCUGUUACAGAAUGUCAAACGUGUGAGCCCUUGGCUGGUUGAACUUGUUUCUAACAUGCCAGCUAUUCAUCUAGCGCCGUUCUCACCACCAAGGAAAAAGCUUCGGAUCCCUCAGCAUCCUGAUUUUCCACUGGAUGGCCAACUUCCAACCCCGAUGUUCUCCACAAAUCCCCUUGGGCCCAGCAGCAGCCCCUUGUGUUGUUUCCCGGACAGCACUCCUGCAGGCAUACAGGGAGCCAGGCAUGCUCAAUUUGGUCUAUCUUUAUCAGAUCUCCAUCUCAAUAAACUGCAGGCUGGUCUGCUGCAGGCCGGGUAUCGCCGGCUUGAUCACGUAGCCCCAGCAUUGAGAAUCUCCUCCGCAGGACUUUCCAGUGGGAAUCCUACAAUUCAUGACAAUGUAUCUUGUCUGUUAACAAUUGGCAAUCCUUCUGUGAGUGCAAAGAAAUCAUGUGAUGUGAAGGCGCCGCAGCUAGUACUCUUUGGGCAGCCAAUACUCACAGAAGAACAACUAUCACUAAGCAGCUCAGGCGGUGCAGUAUCACCAGGGCUCACUGGGAACAGUUUGUCUGAUGGCAACCAUGAGAAGGCCGGAAACCUGUCAGAUGGUUCUGGCUCUGCAAUUCAUCAGCAUGGACCUGUGGACAAUUCAUCAUGUGAAGGAUUUCCAUGGUAUAGGGAUCAGCGAGCUACGGAGCUAGGAUUGGACAUUGGCCACUGCAAAGUGUUCAUGGAAUCAGAGGAUGUUGGUCGCACCCUUGAUCUUUCUGCCCUUGGUUCAUAUGAAGAGCUGUAUGGGAAGUUAGCAGAUAUGUUCGGGAUUGAGAAAUCAGAGAUGAUGAGUCAUGUGCUCUACCGUGAUUCAUUUGGCGCUGUCAAACACACUGGGGAUGAACCUUUCAGUGAAUUUAUGAAAACAGCAAGGAGGCUGACAAUAUUAAUGGAUUCAGGCAGCGACAACAUAGGAAGGUAGAAAGAAGUUCGCUCUCUAGUCAAAUGUACAGUUGAAUGAGCAAGUUUCUUUAUGCGAGUCCAACUUAAUGUUAGUGGGAGGAACCAUUGUGUUAUUGGUUUUCUGAUGUAGUUUGAAGUUGGUUCUUCUUUGUCUUUCUGAUUCUCUGAGCUCCAAAGGGCUGUAACUUUUGACUCAUCUUCCAGUUUAUCUUUAAUCUAGUGGAAGUCUUGCCAAGUCUCUUCUUCA
Molecule: messenger RNA, 3163 nt
Organism: Dioscorea cayenensis subsp. rotundata (Guinea yam)
Lineage: Eukaryota; Viridiplantae; Streptophyta; Magnoliopsida; Dioscoreales; Dioscoreaceae
Product: auxin response factor 18-like
Exons: 5
Coding region: 815-2935 (706 amino acids)
Biological process (GO): regulation of DNA-templated transcription; response to hormone
Cellular component (GO): nucleus
Molecular function (GO): protein binding; DNA binding
Source: RefSeq, a predicted model, not a curated record